Thrips palmi is the source of this 4859-nucleotide messenger RNA. RefSeq lists its product as uncharacterized. The coding region runs from base 163 to 2103 and encodes 646 amino acids. Lineage: Eukaryota; Metazoa; Arthropoda; Insecta; Thysanoptera; Thripidae. The transcript has 4 exons. The record is from RefSeq and is a predicted model, not a curated record.
GGGGGUGGGAAGGGAAGAGGGGGGACGACUCUGACGACACAAACAGCAACAAACACAUGGCUUUUGCGUGGUUACUAGUGCAUCAGGUGCCUAAGUUGUCGUUUAACGCGAGUGGUUUUGUGUAGAAAGUCGUAGGUUCAAAAAGGAGUCAGAAAGGAUUAAAUGGCCGGGAAAAGAAAAGCCUUCAAAGAUAUUACCAAUACCCCUCAAACUCCUCAAACUCCUCGCCUGAUAUUUGUGGUAAAGAAACCAAGGCUGAUCCAAGUUGAAGAGCCACCAGAAGAUACAGACCAUACAGAGGGUCCAGCUCUUCUCCUGGAUGAGGAGAGUGGACUCUUUGUCUCAUCUCCACUAACCUCUGCUCCUACACUAGAAACGCCCCGGCUCAUCCUCCCAAAUAAACACCAUUUAAUCGCAGAGAAAAAUGUGAAUGAAGCUGAAAAUUUAAGCUCUAAUGACAGUUUGGACGGUAUGAUUCUUGAUGAAACAACGGGAGAUUUUGUUGAAUCACCAUCAAGCAAUUUUACUAUCCCAUAUGACAACACAUGUGCUAUUAUCGAUCGAGUUCUGGAGCUGGAGGCCAUUGUGGCUCGGCAAAAGGCCGAGCUCAAUAGGCGGGAAGGCAUGUUGCAGCAAUGUGAACGUGAAAUUUUAGAAGAGAUUAUUGCAGAACAGGAGGAGCGGAUGAGCCAAAUGACUACUGACUUACAUGCAGCAGAAGAAAAAAUAAAACGCCUGGAGCAAGAGCUUUUGGACAUUACAGGUGGAGAGUUUGGUAAGAAAAUAGACAAGUACCGUAAAGCAGAAGCAAAAUUAAAUGAAAAGUUACAAAAUUUGGAAAAGCGUUUAAGUCCAACUCAAAUCAAAGCUCUCCAAAGAAACUCCACCCGGGGCUUGGUGUGGGGCAUUGGAGAAAUAAGAGAUGGUCUAAUUCUGAAAAUGAAGUGCGGUACUUCAGGGUAUGAGGCUUGGGUGCAGUAUCUCCCAAUCCUCCCUGCUGUCCGGACACUACAGAAAAAUGUCCAGCAUGUUGUAUUCAGACCAGGCAUGAUUUUGCAUGCUGUUUUUGACAUGCUGGAGGUGUUAGGAAACGUCAUGCCAGAUAUUGAAAGAGACUGCCAAUUGGUGUGCGACGAGAUGCAAUUGGAGCCUACACCCAAGUUUGACCUGUCUUUGGGAGAGAAAGUGGGCGAUGCCACUCUCCCAGGCCACGAGGGAAAAGCCAACAAAGCUCUUCUGUUCCUCCUCGCUGGCAUUACUGCCAGAUGGAAGCUGUCAGUGAGGGUGGAAUUUACUAACAAGAAGGCAGAAAAAUACAAAAAUACAAAUCAUACUGGAAUUGUUUAUAAAGAAAUAAUCGAUGAAAUUAUUUUGAAGUGUGAGUCUGUGGGCCUCCGUGUCAGCAAUGUCACCACUGACAUGGGAGCCGACAACUUGGCUUGUUGGCGAGCAUACGGAAUAACAGCUAACAAGAGGAGUGUAUGCUGCUCAUUCCAAAAUCCUGUGCGCCCCGAAGCCCAAGUCAUUGUGCUUCCAGAUGUUGUCCAUGUCAUGAAAAAUACCAAGGCUAUGCUGGAGACCAAUGGUACUAUUGAGUUACCCAGUGAUGUCGUGAAAGAAGCUGGCCUUACCUCUCCUAUUGUGGACUAUAAGCAUAUAGAAGACCUGCACGAAUAUGAAAGGGAUAAUGAACUUAAGGUGGCUUUUCGUCGCCUCAGGGAAGACAACAUCCAUACGAAGAAGCACUUCAAGAAGAUGAAUGUUGGGACUGCCAAGGCAGUACUGUGCCACCGCACAGGUGUGGGACUGAAAGUGUUGAGUGAGGAGAAGGAUGACCCAUCUUAUAACACCACAGCAUGGUUCAUUCUGUUGCUAAAUACUUUCUUCACCCUCGCCACAGCCAGGCACAAAGGCCUUGCAAUCUCAAAAGAAAACAUGGGAGCUUUUGAGAAGGCAGUAGCCAUCAUUAAGCAAGUGUCCUACAUCUUUGCAAAUAUGAAGGUUGGCAAUGGUGACUGGAAGCCAGUGCAAAGAGGCGUGAUGGUUCUUUGCACCGGUUACUUAAGGUGCGAGAUCGCGGACCGGGGUCCAAGCAACGGCUAAAGGAACUUAGACCGUUGUAUUGACCGGAGUCCUCUCAUGCGAAUACUCCUUGCCAUUUUCGUUCAGGCAGUUCAGGCAGUGUAGCACUUUCCCGAGAGAUGGCACCACAGUCGAGUACUUCCAAAAAAUUAAAAGGUCCUUGUUGGGGGUGGAGAGUCCUAUCCUCACUGUGCAUCAUCUUCGUGUCAAUGCCGCCUGAUUUGGCAGUGUAGUUGCCGGUGCGGGCGAGGCGAGCACCGGCACCCUCGUCAAAGUGCACAAAGACAGCUUGACAGGUGUCACUCAGCAUGGGCACAGCGUCGGGUGAACUUCUGAGAUUUCAAAUUUAUCAAAUCAAACUUGUUUUGGCCGUCUUCCUCGUCUCAUCGCGGUGCCAGGGGUAUAUAAAUUUAUCCCAAUAGUGCAAAAUGAACGGGUAGUGUCCGCGGCCUAAUCCUGUUGUUGGCCCUUCUGGGGCUGCCCCAGUGGCCGAGCGCGCUGCCGGUCCUCGGCUGCGUCUCCAGCGGGGGGAGGGGAGGGGGCAGACGGAGCGGAGACAAUAGAUCGGAAUGCAGCGAGGUGUCCAUCAUAAACGUGUCGCACCGACUCGGCCGUCCUGCACGCAGUUCUCAUUCUUUCCGCCGCGCCACCCUCCGAUGCCUCAGGAUUCGACCGCCAAAUUCAAAACGUGUGAAAAGGACGAAAAAAUGAGUAAAACGGCAAGAACGCCUACGCAAAAACUAUGAUAGGUAAAGCGAAUCCGAAAACGGAUCCGUGUAGGGGAAGGGUGUCCGGAGGGCAAUUGAUCAGUCCGAAAGUAAUCCGACAAUUAUUAGUGUCAUUAGGGUAGCGUCAAAGAAAAGAGCGAAAGUAGUCGGUUUUGAACACCUCACCAAACGUACAAAUAUUGAUCGCGCGACUCCCGGCCUGAUCAAUUGCCCUCCGGACACCCUUCCCCUACACGAAUAUGCUUUUGGUUUCCAGAUCAGUCGCAUAGUUGAGCCGUAGGCGUUUUUUUCCGCGAGCGCUGUUUUCACACUUACAACGUUCAAUAUUUCGGUUCAAAAUUUUUUGAAAAGAAAAUCCUUUGAAUGGGGUGCUUGUAUUGUCGUCCUUAAUGCAUGUACAAAUUUUGAACGAAAUCGGUGACCCAAAAUUUACGCGAUCUAGCACCUUAAAACUAAUUGAUUACUUCAUACAUGAGCGGAAGUUGCCCUUUUUAAUGCUUGGUAGAUUUACAAGUGACUGCAUUGAAAACCUUUUUUCUUUGAUUCGACUGAGACAGGCUACUCCCAAUGCCUCCUUAUUUCUUCAAAAUUUAAAAGUAAUAACUUUGGCCCAAUACAGCUCUUAUGUGAAAGGCUCUAACUAUGACUCUGAUGGUGGUAGCCCUAUGUCCAAUGUGGACUUUCUUCAAGAAGCAAGGAAGAGAGCAUUAGAAAGGGCAACAGAACGUUUUGCAGCAAGUUUAGAUGAAUUAAUGAAUAACCCAGUAGACGAGGUUGGGGAAGAUGACUUCAAAAUAUUUGAUACUUUGGAGAGGUCUGUGAUAUAUGAUAUGGCAGGGAGUACGCUUGCUAGGGUGAAGACUUCUAAUUCUGUUAUUUGUGACAUCUGCUGGAGUGCUGUCUUGUGGAAGGGAAUUUCUCCUCACCCCGAUGCAAUGGUCACAGUUCUGAAGGAAUUUGUGGACCUUAAAGAAGAUGAAACCAUCUUUAGCCAAAUCUGUGCUUCAGAUGAGGUAUACAAGGCAGUUCUUUCAGCUGAAGUCACCUUUAGGAGGUACCGAGUGCGGGCUCUAAAAUUGAAAGCAGUCCACCUUCGUCACUACUUUGUUGAAAAUUUGAUGUAUGUCUGGAUUAAAGCUCAUAUCCCAAACUGCCAUCAGAUUGGCAGGAAAAUUUUAGACAAUUAUAUUGAUGGCCGUAUUAAAGAUUAUUUUAAACUUCAAGGUGAAGUAAUAAAGGCCAAUGAGCGGAUUGUGAGGAGUAGUAAAAUGGUUGCUGGUCGCCAGUGUGCAAAGCAGAUGGAGUAAAGCCUAUGUGUGAGAAGUAAUUAAGUAUCUAGUUUGACUGUUGGCUAUCAAGAUUAGUUUCAAUUAAAUUCUUUUAUGUACUGACUAUCAAGAUAAGUUUUAAUGUUUUUCUUUAGAGCCAUUGUCUGAUUCUUUUUAUUAAUGUAUGCGUGUGGUUACUGUUCCUAGAAAACAUUCUCUAUGUAUAUUUUAAAGUGACAUUGAAAUUGACUGCUCUUUUUUCCUACCAUUUUAUGUAGUAUUUUUGAAACGGGUUACUGUUCCUACAAAAUAUUGUCAGUGUUUAUUUCACAAUGAUGUUGAGAUUGACUGCCCUUUCCCUCUGACGUAUUAGUAUUUUUAACUUAGUUUUUGUAUUUGUAAUGAUGUAUCUAGUUUGACUGUUGGCUAUCAAGAUAAAUAUAAAUUGAAUUGUUUUAUGUAUUGACUUUUAAAUUUAAUUGUUUUAUGGAUUGACUGAGUCUUUUUAAUUUAUUGUCUUGAAAUAUUGCUUCUUGGCUGCCCAUUUGUGCAGUAUUAGUUUUAUUUAAGUUAUACUUGUGGUUACUGUUCUCACAAUACAUUGUGUGUGACAUUGAAAUUGAUUGCCGUCCCUUUCUACCAUGUUAUUUUUCAUUUUACUUUUUGUAUUUGUACUUAUGGUUAAUGUUCCUACAAAGCAUUGUUUGCCUUUAUUUUAAAGUGACAUUGCAGAUUCUGUUCCCAUUGUCUUGGUGUUCUAAUAAAAAGAUCAAACAAAGUU